This is a messenger RNA of Aplysia californica (California sea hare), 8784 nucleotides long. Its product is annotated as ras GTPase-activating-like protein IQGAP1. Gene Ontology annotation, cellular component: cytoplasm. Bases 239 to 5260 code for a protein of 1673 amino acids. The transcript is spliced from 42 exons. The record is from RefSeq and is a predicted model, not a curated record. Gene Ontology annotation, biological process: regulation of actin cytoskeleton organization; regulation of GTPase activity. Lineage: Eukaryota; Metazoa; Mollusca; Gastropoda; Aplysiida; Aplysiidae. Gene Ontology annotation, molecular function: calmodulin binding; GTPase activator activity; actin filament binding.
UUCAAGCGGCCCACAGUGCAUGAUUUGAGAGUUGGCGGAAUCUGCCGCUAGGCCUAGGUCCGCUGUUUACGGCUCGGCUGUGUAGUGUGCGUGAGAAGGUGCUGCAAGAGGCGUGUCUGUAGUUUGUGCUGUUGUUAUUGUGGAGUUCACUGAUAGUCUACUCAUCACAUUGGAAUCGGAUUAUACUUCUGUGUUGAACUGAACUUGAUUUCUCUUGUGGGAGCAAGACGGCCUCACCAUGGAGCAGAAUGAGCACAAGCCUCAUUACAGAACUCUUGAAGAUGAAAGGCUCACUGCAGAUGAGAUGGAUGAGCAGAGGAAGAGGAAUAUUGCCUAUGAAUACCUCUGCCAUUUGGAAGAGGCUAAAAUCUGGAUUGAAGCCUGCAUCAAUGAAGAGUUGCCCACAUCUACAGAGCUCGAGGAAGGCCUGCGCAAUGGCGUGUACCUGGCCAAACUGGGACACUUCUUUGCACCCUCCGUGGCUCCGCUUAAAAAGAUCUACGAUAAAGAGCAAACCAGAUAUAACAGCCGAGGCCUGCACUUCCGUCACACAGAUAACAUCAACCACUGGCUGAGAGCCAUGGACGAGAUUGGCUUACCAUCUAUCUUCUAUCCAGAGACAACAGAUAUCUAUGACCGCAAGAACAUGCCUAGGGCCGUGUACUGUGUCCAUGCUCUCAGUCUAUUCCUUUUCAAGCUGGGUCUUGCACCACAGAUUCAAGAUCUGUAUGGGAAGAUCAAUUUUACAGAGGAAGAAAUUAGUGCCAUGCGAAAGGAGUUGGAUAAAUAUGGAAUUCAGAUGCCAGCAUUUAGUAAAAUUGGAGGAAUUCUUGCUAAUGAGCUCACAGUUGAUGACGCAGCAUUGCACGCUGCGAUCAUCGCCAUCAACGAGGCGGUGGAUCAGCAGGUAGCCGCUGAUACCUACACAGCCAUGCAGAACCCGUCUGCCAUGCUGGUGAACCUUGACUCUGAGAAUGUGGAGCAGUAUCAACAGUUGCUUUAUGAGGCCAAGAAUGUCAAGGCAGAAAAUGCGAAGAACAAGAGUAUAGACCCUGACAGCACAUACGAGCACGAUGUCUACGAUGAGCUUCUCACCCAGGCAGAAAUCCAAGGCAACGUCAGCAAAGUCAAUACAAAUCAAGCCCUGAUCAAAGUAGAUGCUGCGUUCCUGAGUGGAGACAGGGAUGCCCUGCUGGCAGCUCUUCAAUCCCCUGCUCUGGGGCUGAAGAAUGUGAACCCUGACAAUAUUGACUUCUACAUUGCAAAGUUGGCCCUGCUUCGUCUAGGGAAAUCUGAGAGCGCUGAGGCUGACAUUGCCCUCAGUAAAGAUGAGAUUCAGAACGCUGUGAAUGAGGCCAACUUGGAGGCUGACUCAGAGUAUCAGAAGUCUCAGAUGGUGCUGAAUGUGAACCAGGCUUUAUCCUCACGUGACGCGGAACUGCUGAUGAAAGCAUUGCAGAACCCGACCCUCAAACUGGGAGGCAUUCACUCCUCAGCCGCUCAGCUCUACGUGGAGGAACUGGCGAGCAUGAGGGAGGAGAAGGGAGAGGACCUGGACUUCAAUGACAUUGAGGCAGCUCUCAAGGUGAUUGCUGCUGUUGUGGCUAUCAACAAAGCCAUCGAUGCCGGUGACCCCCAUGUGACCUUCACUGCUCUUCAGGAACCAGAUGCUCACAUCCUUGACCUUGAUGAAUCUAUUGAAGAGAAAUAUCAGACCAACCUGGCUACACAGAAGUCUAACAAAGCAGACCAACCCAAUGACCUGCUAACCCAUGGGGAGAUACUGGCUUGUAUUGAAGGUGUGCACACUCAAGUCCAUGAAGAACAUGAAAUUAGCCUCACUUGCGUUUCCCAUGGUACUGUUUCUCCAGGAAUUAAAGCUAUCACCCAGAUCAACGAAGCUAUUGACAAAGGUGAGGAGGCAGAGACAGUUCAAGCAUUGCAACUAUCAGCUGCCAAACUCCGCGACAUUCAGCCUGAACAGGCCCUUCAUUAUCAGAUUCUGCUAGCCAGACAGAAAGACAAGAAAGCAGAGGAUAACAAUGAUGAUGCAGCUGUCCUGUGGCUGGAGGAGAUCCAAGCCUGUGUGGACAAAGCGAAUGCGAACUGCCAAGAAGGACUGAAGAUGUCUCGAGGCGUCGCUUCUGUGAACCAAGCUCUGAAGGAAGAUAACAAGGAGGCUCUUUUGACGAGCUUGACCUCAUCUGAAGUGAACGUCCACAGCGUCACAGGAGACUGCAUAGAGGGUUACCAGCAGGCCUUGCUGGCUGCUGUGCAAGAGUCGUCCAAAGAAGGUGAGACCGGCAGUGGCUGGAUGAUGAACAGGCUGAAGGAUGGCACCAAAUUCUUCUACAACAUUGAGACCGGAGCUCAUGCCUGGACUCGUGGAGACAACAUCAUUAAGGACUACGCUCUACUCAACAAGGAAGAUAUUCAGAGGGUAGUGUCUGAAGUGACAGCUGAGUACGACAGAGAGAUGCUGUUCAAGUCAAAUGAAGGUCUCAUCACCAAGAUCCAAGCAAACGUUCGAGGUCACCUGGCAAGGAAGGCGUACAAAGAGAGGAAGAACUUCAUGAAUACACAGCUGCCCGCUAUUCUCAAAAUUCAAGCCUGUUGGCGAGGUGCAAAACAAAGGCACAAGUACAAGGAUCGUGUGAAUUUGCUUAAAGACAACACAGAUUCUGUCAUUUUGCUUCAAUCCUAUUACAGAAUGUGGAAAGCAAGGACAGCUUACAGGAACAGACUGAAAUAUUUCAAAGACAAUGAAGAUGCAAUCGUCAAAAUACAAGCAUACUUCAGGUCCAACUUGGCACGGCAAGAUUACAAAGCCCUUACUACAGAUGAUAAUCCAUCUCUUGGUGUUGUGAGAAAAUUUGUUCACCUCCUGGAUGCAAGUGAUAAUGAUUAUUCUGAAGAAUUAGAGCUGCAAAAACUGCGCCAGCAGGUUGUGGCUGAGAUCCGAUCGAACCAGCAGCUGGAACAAGAUCUUGACCAGAUGGACAUCAAGAUCGGCCUGCUCAUUAAGAACAGAAUCACCUUGCAGGACGUGGUGACCCACAACAAGAAGCUGACCAAGCGCACGUCGGACGACCCCCAGCUGCGGGGCGGCGGCCUCAAGGCCCUCAGUAAGGAGAACCACGAGCGGCUGGAGACCUACCAGCACUUGUUCUACCUGCUGCAGACCUGUCCCAACUACCUGGCUAAGCUCAUCUUCGAGAUGCCCCAGUCCCGCACCACCAAGUUCAUGGAGGCCGUCAUCUACUCCCUGUUCAACUACGGAGCCAACCAGAGGGAGGAGUACCUGCUGACCAAGCUGUUCCAGACUGCGCUGGAGGAGGAGAUCAAGAGAAUCUCCAAGGUUGACAAGAUGACAGACAUCGUCACAGGCAAUCCAUUGGUAGUGAAGAUGAUAGUGGGAUUCAACAGGAACCAGCGUGGCCAGAAUGCCCUGAAGGAGAUGCUGAGUCCUCUGAUCACCAGCGUCAUCGAGGACAGAAAUCUGCGCAUCAACACUAACCCUGUGGAGGUGUACAAGGCCUGGGUCAACCAGACAGAGUCCAGCACUGGCAAAGCCAGCGGUCUGCCAUAUGAUGUGUCAACGGAACAAGCCCUUAAACAUGAAGAAGUCCGUACACAGAUAGAAGAAACUAUCAAGCGACUGCAGGGAGUCACAGAUCGUUUCCUCAACAAGAUCCUCUCUUCUUUAGACAGCAUCCCGUACGGGAUGCGUUACAUGGCCAAAGUAAUGAGGGAGUGCCUGUUGAAGAAGUUCCCAGAUGCACCAGAAAAAGAUGUUUUAAAGAUUGUUGGCAACCUGCUGUACUACCGCUACAUCAACUCGGCCAUUGUGGCCCCUGAUGCUUUUGACAUCAUCAACGUCGGGGCGGAGAAAGCUCUCAGCAGUGACCAGAGGCGUAACCUGGGCUCCAUCGCCAAAAUAUUACAGUUUGCAGCUUCUAACAAAGGGUUUGGGGGAGAGAGUGCGUACUUGGCCAGCAUGAAUGACUACAUCAGAAACGCCCAUGAAAAAUUCAAGAAGUACUGCCUGUCAGCGUGUGAUGUUGAGGAGCCAGAAGCUCGGUUUAAUGUGGAUCAGUACAGUGAUGUCACCAUGAUUGCCAAGCCAGUCGUGUACAUCUCUGUGGGGGAGAUUGUGGAUACACAUCAGCUUCUGCUCAAACAUCAAGACACAAUUGCGCCCGAGGGUGGCGAUCCCCUCCAUGAACUGCUGGAGGAACUGGGCGAGGCCCCGACCAUCGACGAGCUGCUGGGUACAGAACUCACGGGUGAUGAAGCUGCUAACGACGCACUGCGCUCGCAGAUGGCGAAAACGGAAAUCUCUCUGACGCUGUCCAGCAAGUUUGAAGUUCACACAGAUGACAAAGCAGAUAUGAAGUCUUUGCUUAUAAGGACAAAGCGUAUGAUCGUUGACGUGAUCGCCUGCCAGCCGGGGGACAACCUGGUGCUGGUGCUGGACGCUCCGUGCAACCAGCAGCAGGAGGAGCUGCAUCAGGCGCUGGUCAAGAAGCGGGACCUCAUCGACAAGAAGGCCACACAGACGCAGAAGGACAAGGGCCAGAAGCUUGUCAGACACGCCUCCAUCUUAGGGGAUACCAGGUUGCCAAUUGAGGUGAUGAAAACCAAGGUGAAAGCCAACCUCCAAAGCCUGGAGUUGGCCGGGAUGGUGAGCAAACAAAACAAAUAUCAGGCGUUGCUCAACUCCAUUGUGCAGGACAUUCGCAACCAGCGUCGCUACAGAAAUAACCGCAAGCAAGAGCUGAUGCGUCUCCGGGCCACCAUCAAGAGUCUGAGUGAAAAGCGCACGUUCUACGAGUCUCAGAUCGACUAUUACAACCAGUACGUGAAGACAUGCAUGGACAACUUGCAGCAGAAGACCAAGAAAAAUCGCAAGUCUGGCUUGUUCCACCGUGGAGACAGCAAGAAGCAGGGAUCUGUGACGUACACGGCCACACGCCUCCACGAGAAGGGAGUGGUUCUAGAGAUAGAGGGCUUGCCCCAGAACCAAUUCAAGAAUGUUGUCUUUGAGAUUGGGGCCACGGAAGAUCCUGGGGUGUUCUCUGUCAACGCCAAGUUCAUGGGAGUGCAGAUGGACAAAGUGGAGCUGGUCUUCCAGGACUUGCUUCAGCUCCAGUAUGAGGGUGUGGCCGUCAUGAAAAUGUUCAACAAAGCCAAGAUCAACGUCAACCUGCUCAUCUUCCUCCUCAACAGAAAAUUUUAUGGCAAACAGCUCGGCAAAUAAGGCAGACUUUUUUAGGCUUAGAUAUUUUAUAUUAACCCCUCCAUUAUUUUCUUUUUCCCCAACCCCAGCUUUUGAAGUUUGUUAAUAAACAAGAAAAGAACAUUCUUUCCCUCCUUAAUGAUGUUGUUUUAAGCGUGAAUCUGAUAUAUUCCAGUGGUGCUCUAGUUUUUAUUGCGGUCCAAUUUUACAGUCUUAUUCACACGUGUUUGCGCACACAUGCUGUUUUACGACUUUUUUCUUUUCUUUUGCUGGAAAUGAUUGUUAAGUACACAGUGACGGAAAUGUUCACCCUAUGCACAAUAAUCAUGGUUACUAAACAGUGAUGAUCCUUCUGUUGAGGGUAUCGGUUUAGCGGUCUGUGUACUGUAUCAACCACUGCUUGUUUGUUUCCUGUUACUUUUGGCAUGAGAGUAUGUUGGGAGUCUGUGGUAGGCGCACGUUGGGUGUAGUCACUCACGUGGUGUGGUCAUCUCGCAUACGGCAGGCACCACAGUGGUUUGUGUCUUUCGUGUUUGUUAUGCAGUAAACCCUGAGAUUAUAGAAACAAGGUCAAUGUUGAUGCACAAAUCUCGCUGAGAUCUGAAGAUAUGACUUGUACACUGUUUUAGAAAUGUGACUGUUGUGUGAUACUCGGCUUGUACAUGUACAUAUAUAUACCUUACUGUCCACACUAGUGAUAAUGUUAUAUGUUGUAGGUGCUGCUUCUCUUUGUCCAUCUUUCAUUUCUGUCUGUCUUGCUUUUUCUUAUGCCAAUUGACCAUGCGUGUGCCAAUAUGCUUCUCUUCUAUUCAGAUAAACUAUAAGCAAUGUGGAAUUGAUCAAAAAUAGCUUGUUUGGGUACCUUUUAUUUAAAAACCAGGACAACUUUCAUUUACUUUUCACUUUUUUCUAUAUUCACUGAGCGAGUGUGGCUUUAAAUGUGUUUAAGUUGCUUGACUUUGAUAGGUAUCAAGUUAGGUAAUUGUAACUGAAUCCUAGAAAGAAUAAUUUUAGCUUUUUUUUGCUUUCCUAAUCUGUUUUUAUGUAUUGUAGUAUGACAAGCAAUAGCUGACUGCUGUUUUGAAUGUUUUUUUAACCAUUUAUCAUGUACCCAUUUAUGUAGGGUUUUUAGAGUAUACUCAGUCUUUUCAAUGUCUCUGUAAGUAUAUACAACUAUGCAAAAUUUUUAGAAAACUGACAUCUACACAGGUACCAAGUGAACAUCUUUGUGGUUGAGAUCUGUUGAAUUUCUGUUUUGUUAUAUGUUUUUCCAUCUCCGUGAUACUACCUGAAAUACAGAUCUGUAUUAGAAUGGAAACAAGGCAGCCAAUGAAUACUUUACAAUAAAUUUUGUGAACAAAGUUAUCUAUUUAGCUCAUGUUCUUUUUCUUUUCAGUGCUUCCAUUCAUUGAAAGUUGUUAGUUGUCACUUGUGGCUUUGAUUGUGUUUGGAUUUUCUCUUUCUGGUUUCCAUAUAUUGAAAAUUUAGAAAAUUAAUUUGUUUUCUUCUGGAAAAAGGUGCAUCCCAAACUUAAACUUCAAUACUCUGUUGACUGGAGAGGUUAGGAUUGAUGCCUUGGUGCCUUUUGAGACAGAUAUUAGCCAGUGAAAUUGUUUUUGGUGCCUCUUGAUUGCAUAAGGAGAUUUUUCAAUUGAAGAAAAAAAAAAUAGAACCUGGUUGAUGAUAUGUGCCAAAACUUACAGUUGGGAUUGUGCCAAUGAGAACUCUGCACAUGGCAGAAGGUGACCAGCAGUGUUUACAUGUUUUUCUCUCUUCAGUUUCUCAUGAGUUGUCAAGUAAUGGUGCGCCAAGACAUGAGGUUCUUGAUGUGCAAGUUCUAAUUCAUUAAUGUUAUCUUUACCUUGCAGAGUUAUAGAAGCUCUAGUCAUUUUUGUAUAGUCUGUCUAGUGCUGACCAUUGUUCUACCAAGUGUAGGAGGAAGUCUUCUGAAUGAAACCCUGACUAGCACGAGUGUUGGCUGUAUUUUCUUUUCCCCACUCUCCCUUCCCCCCGCCCUCCCUCUCUCUGGUACCUUAGGUCAAAGGUGAAGAGAUUAAAAUCAGCACUGACUGCCAGCUGUACAUAGAAUCCUCUUGAAGGAUUUUUAGAACCACUCUGUUGCUGUUAUUUCAUUUUAUGAAUCUUUAAAACUCUUAAGACUGAAAAAGUAUAUCUGGUUUUUGAUGAUCUGAAUUAGCUUUUUACUUCUUUUUUUUUUCUUUUACCAAAUAUGAAUGUAUAUAACUAUAAGUUUCGUUUUGUUUCAUUUUCCUACUUGUUUUCUCAAUGAUUAGGUCUGUGAGGUUUUUGUCUCAGUCAUAUGUUAGUUCAAGUUUCAUUCUUCGUUGUUUUUCCUAAAAGUUGAAUGUUCCCUGUCCAUCUUGUGCCUGUUCAGUUGGUGUUACUUGUCGAUCACUUUCUUCUUGCAUUCUAUCUGAGAUUGGGCAGCUAUGACUUGUUAUGGCUGUGUUUUACUUUUAAUGAAAUGUCUCUUUUAUGAAAUUACAAACACUUUGUCCACGCGCCUUUUAUUUUCUUUUUAACUUGUACUAGUACCAUAAUAGUUUUUGAGAGACUGCAAGUCAAGACAGCAAGAACACUGGUAGAAAUAAAGUGAUAACAACAAGGCUUCGGAGUCGUGUUAAGUUCAGGGUGGGAGAUGAGGACUUUCCUAUCAUCCGUCAAAAUUGGACAGUGCAAAUGAAAGAAUCAAUAUUUAUUUUUAACUGACAUGAUGUUUCAUUCAGUUUGGUAACAAAUUACUUUGAAUUACAUGAUGUGCAAUGUCCACCUUCCUUUUCAUUUCUGUGCGUUAGGUGGAAGUUUUUAUGCUACUGUUAAGGCAAAAUGUGAUGAAACAUUCCUUUUUGAACUCCAUAAAUUUGUUUGUGAACAAAGUUCAAAAGUUGAAAGCAAAACAGAGGGACAACUUAAAGGGAGUCAAUAUUUGUAUAUUAUGGUUUGCCCUUUUUGAAUUCUAACUGCUGUCCCUGUCAUUUUUAUAUAUUGAAAUAUUUUAGAAUUGUUUCUGUGAUCCCUUAUUGAUGCUGGGACAAAGGGCGACAUUUCCCGACCUUUCUGCCCAGGUCUUCUUGUUGUUUUACCACAAAGGAUAUUUGAAAUUUACUUCAAAGCUUGUGAGUGUGGUCCGGUCACCUUGUUUAUUGGAUGUCUCAAGUAAAUGUACCGAUGGCCAACAGGCACAUAUAUACAUAGUGCAUAUACAAUGAACAACAUCAUAGUAUUGUAAGUUACUGAUGUUCAUGAUGCAUUCAUCAAGAAAGUUUUUUUGUUGAACAAACUGUUAGCAAAUGAUCUUAUGUGUAUACAAGUGCCUUAUGAGAAUUGUCUCACUUGUGCAGGGAAGAGAUUACGCUUGGCACAUAUCACAAUCCAAUGCUGUAUCAGUAAAGAAAUGAAGUCUGUGAAGAUUUUAUUUUUUCAAAAUCAGUUAUUUUUCAUCUAAACAUCUUCUGAACUGUUUCUUGAAAGUGAGACUUUUCACUGUCAAUAGGUAUUUUCAGUAAAAAAAAUUUCAUCAGGGA